Molecule: messenger RNA, 2244 nt
Organism: Aspergillus versicolor CBS 583.65
Lineage: Eukaryota; Fungi; Ascomycota; Eurotiomycetes; Eurotiales; Aspergillaceae
Exons: 3
Coding region: 103-1881 (592 amino acids)
Biological process (GO): proteolysis
Molecular function (GO): metalloendopeptidase activity
Source: RefSeq, a predicted model, not a curated record
UCGCUCCAGCAGUAUAUAAGCCGACGAACAGGCUACAAUGUGGUGAGGAUCGCCAGACGCUCAUUCAAUUAUUCCUUUCUACCGUGCCAUCCACUCCUUAAAAUGGCACUCUUUCUUUUCUUUUAUCUGCUGGCAGUUCUUACCUUGGCUUCUGGAAAGCCUAUUUUGAUCCCCAGGCAGGCCGGGGAAGCAACGCAGGAUGUUGCUCAACCCUCUUUUGACGUUGCAAUAGAGACUCUUGGGAACACAACUGUCAGGGCGGAGAUCACAAACCUGGGCUCGGAGGGCGUUCGGCUCUCCCAAAGAGGUGGUAUCCUUGACCAUGUUCCAACAAAGAAGGUCAUUGUCCAGGGCGGUGACUCGGAUCCAACAUUCAUCGGGGCUCAUGUCGAAUACAUUCUCGCCCACUUGACUGCCGAUGGCUUCGUUGAAGUUGCACCUAACAAGACAGUCGCGUCCACUUUCGACAUCGCUGACAUCUACGAUCUUACCCCGGGGCAGGAAUACACAGCCGUGGCAAAGGGGGCUCUGGAAUACACUACGCUAGACAACAAGAGCAAAUUCAGAACCGCCAAAUAUACAUCCAACAACAUUUCGUUCACCGCGCCAGCGGACCUCACCCGUCGCAUGGAGCAACGCUCCGUGCUUGAAUGCUCAGACGAGAACAAGGCAGCAGUACAAGAAGCCAUCCUUCGAGCCGCUAAAAUGGCCACCGCGGCAGCUAAAGACGCUCGCACAGGCAGCAGUCUCUUUGAAAAGUUCUUCAAAACUACCUCUCAAUCCGAUAUCGAGAAAGUCGCAGGUCGAUUCGAGGCUAUUGCCAAGGAAGCAACAACGACAGGUCAACUCACAUACUACUGUGAGCCUACUGCGGACGACUACUGCUCCUCAAACGUCGCAGCCAUGACCUAUCCCUCUCUCAACAAGGUCGUCAACUGUCCCGCCUACUACACCAGCACGAGGGAAUCCAACUACUGUGGAUACCUCGACCAAGCCGCUAUUACACUUCACGAGUACUCACACGCGAGUGCACUGUACAGCCCCGGAACCGAAGAUGUCGGCUAUGGCUGGGACAGUGUCUUGUCUUUGAACACGGAAGAUUCAAUGAACAACGCUGAUAACUUUGCUUACUAUGCUUCCGCCGUCUACCUUCAAUGUGCCGCCGACGACUCCGUUACUAUUGGGAAAGCACUAGACGUUGAUCUCGGCAUCAACAUUGGUGGCUCUGGCGACUCGGGCGACUCCACAGAAACAACGACAACGGUAGAACCCACCAAUACCCCAGAGCCCACCCCUACGGGUACAACGGGAACAGGCAGUGAUACUGGUGGUGACACUGGCGGCAACGAUGGCGGCAACGAUGGCGGUGAUACUGGCGCCGGCACCGGCACUGGGACAGAAACGGGAACUGGCACCGGCGACUGGGGCACCUGGGGCUGGGGCUGGGGCUCAGGUUCAGGGUCAUGGUCAGGGUCAGGGUCUGACUCGACCAACAAUGUCGCGCCGAGCUCAACGCCGACUACAGCACCCGUAACGACGACAACGGGCGAAGGUCUCUGGAACCUGCAGGAUCUGAUAGACUGGCUUUGGAACCAGUAUGGCAGCGGAGGUGGACAGACCCAGGGGCAAGGCAAUGCACAAGUGCAGGGACAAACACAAACUCAGGACCAGGGAGGGAUUUCAGUUUCGAAUUCGGAUCAAGAGACUGCAGCCAAUGUCGAGACGGCCACGACAACACAGGUCGCUGAGACAGAAGAGGACUGCGAUGAGGAAGAGCAGGAACCAACGCAGACUCAGGGCCAGGGAGGGAAUCCGAAAUCGAACUCGAAUCAAGAGACUGUAGUAGUUGUCGAGACGGCCACGGUCACACAAGUUGUAUAGGCAGAAGAGGAUUGCGACGAGCAGUGGGCGGUAUUGCUGUGAGAUCAAUGCGAUCAAAUGCCGCUCGUUCGUCCUUUUUACAUUAUACAAUGGCCUUUGGGAUCACUCAUAUCCGGUAGACGUAUCCAAUUCACUUCUUUAAUCCUCUUGCUUGCAAUCCCCACACAAUAACCCUCCGAAGUGCCUCAUAAUCCUAUUCAGAAACUUGCUACCCCGGCCAGACCACUCGUCCAGCCCUACUUAGGCAGCACUUAAGCUGUGAAAACAUUAAAAUCGGCCUUCCCCGUAAAGUCCCGACUACUCCUCCCAAGCCAUGCAGUAAAACUUCCUCCUUCAAUCGCCCAUCCCUGUUUCUCCGAGUCC